GCAGUCCCUGCAGGGAUGAUGUGUCACCAGGAACAAGCUACUACCAAUAAAGAGCGAGGGCCGGGAGUGUUGGUGCAGCAGCUGCAGAGAAUUGAGACCAUUGACCAGUUUGAAUACGAUGGCUGUGAUAACUGUGAUGCAUACUUACAGAUGAAAGGCAAUAGGGAGAUGGUGUAUGACUGUACUAGUUCCUCAUUUGAUGGGAUUAUUUCUAUGAUGAGUCCUGAUGACAGUUGGGUGUCCAAGUGGCAGAGAAUAACUAACUUUAAACCAGGAGUGUAUGCUGUAUCUGUCACAGGACGACUUCCACAAGGUAUAGUACGUGAACUGAAGAGCCGCGGCGUGGUUUACAAAUCCAGAGACACUGCCAUCAAGACGUGACUGAAACAGAAGGGCUGGUGCAGAGAUUGGGUUGAUGUCUGUCUUCUCUUCCGUUGGUUUUAUUUUCCUGUUAUGUUGCUGAAACUGUGGUUUCCCUGCAGUUGGGGGAUGGUUGUGCCACCACACAUACAGGCACAUUAUGUCUUUGUUCCUACAUCAGACAAACAGAAACUAGAAGAGAGUCAUGGGGGUAUUUUGCUGGUUGUUUUUGAUUGAAAAAAAAUAAAAUUUGUUGUCUAUG
Molecule: messenger RNA, 622 nt
Organism: Hyla sarda
Lineage: Eukaryota; Metazoa; Chordata; Amphibia; Anura; Hylidae
Gene: SUPT4H1
Product: SPT4 homolog, DSIF elongation factor subunit
Exons: 5
Coding region: 16-381 (121 amino acids)
Biological process (GO): regulation of transcription elongation by RNA polymerase II; chromatin organization; mRNA processing
Cellular component (GO): DSIF complex; nucleus
Molecular function (GO): zinc ion binding; RNA polymerase II complex binding
Source: RefSeq, a predicted model, not a curated record